AUUUCCUUCUUCUUCUGCUUUCUUGGGAAUGGCGAUGGUGUUGGAUAUGAUCACAUGAUUAAACAAGCAUGUAAUAAAAAUGUUUCUAGAUUUUAGCGUAGUAGUAUUUCACAAUUAAACUAUCAAACUAAUUAAUAGAAAUAUGGAGAAUAAUUACGUGCAUGCAGUGUAUAACUAUAUAUUAACAUCAAAAUAUCAAUUUCAUCAUUAGUACCAAAAAAAAAAAAAAAUCAAUUUCAUCAACUCCGGAUUUCGCCUCCAGCGGCUCGGAAGUCAGAACCCGAGACAAAAAAGUUCCCGCUCUCAGUCCGUCCCCCUUCUAGUAGCAAGGCGUGAGGUAGGCAGGUAGCUAGCAACGGUUUCGAUAAUUUUCCGAAAUGUCAGUUAUACUGAAAUCCGGCUAAUUCGUCUCGACAAGGCCUUUCAUUUCAUAACUAGGAUUUUUAUUCCGCAAACAAAUCUACAAAUGACCGAUUCGAGGGAGAGCUCUCCGGAUUGGCUGCGUUCAUUUAAGGUGCCAACUGAUUCACCGUUGACGAUAUCCUCGAAUUCUGGGUCUCUUCAAGAUGAUAGCCCUUCAGUUGAGGAUAAAGCUGUCCGUGGAGAGUCAUUUUUAAAGUCGUCUACAUUUUCUGAGAUCGCCAAGAAGGAGACAACUGGCCCAGGCAAAAGUUGUGCCGAGUCUUUGCCCAGGCGGACAGUAGAAGCAGUCUCUCGGACACCAUCAAGAAGAAAAAAAGGGGACAACGAAAAGAUAGAAGGAGAUGGGAAGAAAAGGAAGGCUAUGAAUGAACCAAACAAUGGCAAGUAUAUAAAGCAUAAUGAAUCUAUUCAUUCAGUCUGGACACUAUCAUCUGAUUCCGAGUCAUGUGAUCAUAGUCAAAAAUGGGAAGAUCGCAUCAAUGAGCAGGAAACUUAUGCAUGCCAAAAAUUGGAAUUCCUAGGUGAAGAGAAAUGUGGGGAUGAAGUUCUCAUUGGCAAAGAUGGAAAGUCUCCAUCAAAGAAGGAAUCAGAAGAAAAGCUUCCACAGAAGCAAAUACACCAAGAUGACCAUACACCACAUAAUACGAGGAGCACAAAAGGCGGAGCAAAAGGGAAAGGGAGUGGUGAAGAUGCGGAAGUUAAAGAGGAAAGAACUUCUGAAAAGCAUGUUGAACCACAUGUCUAUUCAGGGUUGCCUUUGAUUCUUUCUGAGAAAGUUCAUCGUACAAAGGCACUUAUUGAAUGUGAAGGUGACUCUAUAGAUCUAAGUGGUGAUAUAGGCGCUGUGGGCAGAAUAAUGAUUUCAGAUUCUCCUUCUGGGGAUCAGGAAAUGUACUUUGAUUUGAAAGGAACAAUAUACAAAACAGCAAUAAUUCCUUCCAGGACGUUUUGUGUUGUUAGCUUCGGGCAGUCAGAGGCAAAGAUAGAGGCGAUCAUGAAUGACUUCAUACAGCUGAAACCACAAUCUAAUGUGUAUGAAGCAGAAACUAUGGUUGAAGGGACGCUGGAUGGUUUCUCCUUUGAUUCGGAUGAGGAAACUGACAAGUUGCCGAAAGGAAGCCAAACUGAUCAAAAUGAGCAUGAUGAGGAGCAAACCAACAAAAAAGCAAACGGGAAGACUGACAAAACAACAGGUGCUGCAAAGAAAAGAGGUAGGGGUGCAGGUGGAAAACCACCAGCACCAAAGAAAACGAGAAAAAAAGCUCAAGGUUCCAAGAAACCAAAGGCCAAAAAAUGAGUUUUUCAUAAUUUCUUGUAUACGCCAGGAAUGGUUAUUCUCAGCCUUAGAGUUGGGUUGACGACGCUGGACUCAAGUGUUGACGACUGGUGGAGGUGAAAAUAUAGAUGUGCCAUUGGAUUUCUAAAGAGGCCGUUCUUAAUAUAUUUGUGUUUGAGUCUGUAUUCCAGAAUUCGAUUUUUGUUUUGGUUUUCAUUUUUCAAUGAAUAUUGUUAUCUUUGAUUCAAAUUAUUCGGCUAUUAUUCAUUAAAUUUAUCCAGAA
Molecule: messenger RNA, 1982 nt
Organism: Prosopis cineraria
Lineage: Eukaryota; Viridiplantae; Streptophyta; Magnoliopsida; Fabales; Fabaceae
Product: DNA-binding protein BIN4
Exons: 13
Coding region: 467-1720 (417 amino acids)
Biological process (GO): DNA endoreduplication; chromosome organization
Cellular component (GO): DNA topoisomerase type II (double strand cut, ATP-hydrolyzing) complex; nucleus
Molecular function (GO): double-stranded DNA binding
Source: RefSeq, a predicted model, not a curated record